CAGAGGGGUGACACAGAUUUCUAAGCGUUUCAGGCGAGUUCAAGUUCUACUAAAGAGAAACCAAAAAUGAUGAACGGACAGCUUAACGGUUUCCACAACUCUCUCAUUGAGGAGGACUGCUUCUUGUUUACAUCCGAGUCCGUUGGAGAAGGCCACCCAGAUAAGAUUUGCGACCAGAUAAGUGACGCAGUGUUGGACGCUCAUCUGAAGCAAGACCCAGAUGCAAAGGUGGCUUGCGAAACUGUUGCCAAAACUGGAAUGAUUUUGCUGGCUGGAGAGGUGACAUCUCGUGCAGUUGUAGACUAUCAGAAGGUGGUCCGAGACACUAUAAAACACAUCGGCUAUGACGACUCAACCAAGGGCUUUGAUUAUAAGACCUGCAAUGUGCUGGUGGCUCUGGAGCAGCAGUCUCCAGACAUCGCUCAGGGCGUUCAUUUAGAGCGAGACGAGCAGGACGUUGGAGCUGGAGAUCAGGGUUUGAUGUUCGGUUACGCCACUGACGAGACAGAGGAAUGUAUGCCACUCACUAUUGUGCUCGCUCACAAACUUAAUUCCAAGAUGGCUGAACUGCGCCGUAACGGGACCCUGCCCUGGCUCCGUCCAGACUCCAAAACUCAGGUGACCGUGCAGUACAGACAGGAGCAUGGAGCCAUGCUGCCCAUUCGCGUCCACACUAUCGUCAUCUCUGUGCAACACGAUGAAGACAUCUGCCUUGACGAGAUGCGUGACGCUCUUAAAGAUAAAGUCAUCAAUACUGUGGUGCCCUCAGUUUAUCUGGAUGAUGACACCAUCUACCACUUACAGCCCAGUGGACGAUUCGUCAUUGGAGGCCCUCAGGGUGAUGCCGGUCUGACUGGUCGUAAGAUUAUCGUCGAUACCUAUGGGGGCUGGGGAGCUCAUGGUGGAGGAGCGUUCUCUGGAAAGGACUACACUAAAGUGGACCGAUCUGCUGCGUACGCUGCCCGCUGGGUGGCCAAAUCCCUGGUGAAGGCCAAACUGUGCAGACGUGUACUUGUGCAGGUCUCUUAUGCAAUUGGAGUGGCUUAUCCUCUCUCCAUUUCCAUCUUCCACUAUGGCACAUCCCAAAAGAGCGAGCAGGAGCUGCUUAAAAUUGUCAAGAAAAACUUCGAUCUUCGCCCAGGAGUCAUCGUGAGGGAGCUGGAGCUGAAGAAGCCCAUAUACCAGAAGACCGCUGCUUACGGGCACUUUGGUCGUGAGUCCUUCUCUUGGGAAGUGCCUAAAAAGCUGCACUACUAAAACUUUUGUCAAGGUUUUUCCUCUUUAAGCCUGUUGGUGUAAUCUACAGAGAAGCCCACAUGGCUUAUGGGGAGAAGUCUAUUUCUGGUACUACUGGUCCAUCUGAUUUAAACUGUUUCCUCUCAUUUUUCUCCCAUACCGCAUCAUUCAUUUCAUUUCUAAGUGUAGAGUUUAUUAAGUUUCAGAUGUGAUUUCACUCUCAGAAAAAAAGGUACAAAAGUAGUCCCUUUAUGGUAUCUUUUAAAAGUGGAUACUUUUGUAUUUAAGGGUACAUGUUAAUACCUCAAGGAUCCAAAUUGGUACCCUUAAAGUUGUAUAUUAG
Messenger RNA from Danio aesculapii, 1579 nucleotides. RefSeq names its product methionine adenosyltransferase II, alpha b (gene mat2ab). Lineage: Eukaryota; Metazoa; Chordata; Actinopteri; Cypriniformes; Danionidae. The coding region runs from base 67 to 1257 and encodes 396 amino acids. Gene Ontology annotation, cellular component: cytosol; methionine adenosyltransferase complex. The record is from RefSeq and is a predicted model, not a curated record. Gene Ontology annotation, molecular function: methionine adenosyltransferase activity; ATP binding. The transcript has 9 exons. Gene Ontology annotation, biological process: S-adenosylmethionine biosynthetic process.